AUGGUGUAUGGUGAAUUUGUGGAAACACCGCAGGUUCAAUAUGCCCGUUUGCUGGCCAAUUACCUGCCUCCCACACUACAAUCGGUUUAUUUUACCAAUUCGGGUGCCGAAGCCGUUGAGGGAGCCAUGAAACUGGCUAAGAAAGCGACAAACCGCACACAGAUCAUUGCGUUCAACCAUUCCUAUCAUGGGUCCACACAGGGAGCACUGAGUAUUAUCGGCGAUGAGUAUUGGCGAAAUGCAUUUCGUCCACUGCUGCCGGAUAUCAUUCACCUUGAAUAUAAUUCGUUUGAAUCACUACGUUACAUUACAACGCAGACUGCCUGUGUGAUCGCUGAGCCCGUGCAGGCAGAGGCCGGCAUCAGGGCGCCUUCACGGGAAUGGUUACGGGCGCUGCGUCAGCAGUGCACCGAUACAGGUACACUACUGGUGCUUGAUGAAAUACAAACAGGAUUUGGUCGCACCGGUACUCUUUGGGGUUUCGAGCAGUUUGACAUCGUGCCUGAUAUACUUCUACUGGGAAAAGCAUUGGGUGGCGGUAUGCCGCUUGGAGCUUUUAUUUCCGAUGGCAAAUUAAUGUCACAGCUUGCCGCAGAUCCUGUGCUUGGUCAUAUUACAACGUUUGGCGGCCACCCGGUUUGUUGCGCCGCAGGCCUCGCUGCCCUUGAAGUAUUGAUGGAAGACAACUUAAUAGCCGGGGUCAGGCAAAAGGAGAGGUUGUUCACCGAGUUGCUUGUCCACCCGCGAAUCCUCUCAAUCCGAAGCUUUGGCUUCCAAAAGGGUACUCUCGCCAGAACGUUCCUGUGGCGUAUUUCCGGGAAUGGUCUUAAUAAAGCUUCCUAUUUGUAUGGAACGAUUCACCUGACCGACAAACGUGUUUUUCAAUUUACCGACUCUCUAUACCGCGUGAUGGAAAACACCGACGGAUUCGCAGCGGAAAUUGAUAUGAAUUCCCUUGGGAUGAAAGCUAUCAAUGAAGUGAUGGCUGAAAAGGAUGCGAAGGCGGCCAGGGAAAAAGUGAGAGUAAAAGAUGCCGUUAGCGCGCGAACCUGGGAAAUGUACCAUAAGAAAUUGGAAGAAAAAUUCUCUAUGCCGGCUGAAAAGAUCACAGUCGACGACCUCGAAGACUAUGAAUCUAAUUUGAAAAGCGAAAUUUUCAAGAAAGGGGAGAUGCCAACUUUUCUUGACGCUUAUCUUUUUGGAAUGGCAAGGAAGCAGGGAAAAUGGACAGGAGGCCUUGAAGAAUUGGAAGACCAGCUUGAACACAUAAAUAGCGAAUCGGUAGAGUCUAAACUUCAACAGGUAUUAUUUGAUGACGAGUAUUAUAGAAAAGGUCUUGAAAAACUCACAAGGCUGUACCUCGACCAGCGACUUGAUAGUAUAGAAGCGAUGUGCUGGCAGUCUGGUGAUGAGAAAGAUUAUAUCAUGAUUAAGAGAAACCUGAAAAUGGCAAGGAUGAUGGAUAGCCUUUCUUCCGUUCGUUCGAUGGUUUUCGCGGUUGGGGCUGCGCACCUGCCGGGCGAUUCGGGAGUGAUCUCACUUUUAAGAAGCAAAGGGUUUGUUGUAUCACCGGUUUUAUCAUCUAAGAAAAUAAGCGCUGAUAAGUAUUUAUUGAAAUUGAAAGAAACGGCCUGGUUACCUGUGGCAGUCACAGACAGCGCCUAUCAUUUGCAAAUGCCAGGGAACGCGGAACAGUUCAAUUCCAUGACAUCAAUGGGUAUUGACAUGAAGGCUUUUUUCGACAUCGCAAAUAUGAAAAUGUUCAUGACGUUGUACGCUGAUCUGACACCUGAGCGUGCGAAAGUUGGCGUUGACAGUAUGUACAGAAGUGUAAAGAACCGGUACGUAAAGAUGUAUAAGACCGUUAAAGAAAAGAAUAUUACGGUUAACGGUACAGAUGGCCGGGAGUUUACCAUAUCUGCGGAAGAUUUUCGCCCGUUAAAUGAAGAAUUGGCUCGCAAACGCUCACUCUCAAAGGCGGACAGCUUACUUGCAUUUAUGCAACAAGCGAAUCGUGAAGAUGUACCAAAUGCUCCUGAAAGUAUACCCGGAUUUUGA
Molecule: messenger RNA, 2058 nt
Organism: Ostertagia ostertagi
Lineage: Eukaryota; Metazoa; Nematoda; Chromadorea; Rhabditida; Trichostrongylidae
Source: the annotation of a GenBank genome assembly